This is a messenger RNA of Symbiodinium necroappetens, 1611 nucleotides long. The record is from the annotation of a GenBank genome assembly. Lineage: Eukaryota; Dinophyceae; Suessiales; Symbiodiniaceae.
AUGGAAAAUGAUGGGGAAAAAUGUAACAGCGUCCAUCCUCAGCGCAGCUGUUCCUCGUGCGACAGCGUCCAUCCUCAGCGCAGCUGUUCCUCGUGCGAGCUCUGCAACGAAGCAGAUCCUGAAAUUAUUCGGGGUGUCGCCUUGCAUGAGGCACUAUGUAGCUGGGGAAAACAUUGGAAGGCAGAGAAUGGAGGCAUGCCUGCAGCAGAUGCAGCAACCUACGAACUCAGCCGACAGGUGAAAGCUUAUGAUGCUUUUCUGAGUCACGACUGGGGCUCGGGCCGGUGGCUAAAACUGCUUUCGCUUCUGCUGGUCUUUAAUUCACGCGCAGCUUUUUAUGCCUGCUUAUUUGUCAGCAUUGCAAUUGGCUUUCUGCGUGGAUUUGGUGUCCUGCCGGAUGCAUUAUGGACUGUCGUCUUCAGCCAUGCUACCUUCUUCUUCGUUUUCGCUUUUUGGCAACGCAUCAGACUGCUUGUCUGCCGACCUCGGAUGGUAUUCUUCGACAAGCUGUGUGUGGCACAGCACGAUGAUGCGCUGAAGCAGAGAGGCAUCUUGUCAAUCGCGGCCUUCUUGCUGAGCUCACGAAGCCUGGUGGUGUUGCUGACACCUCAGUACUUUUCUCGUCUUUGGUGUACAUUCGAGAUUGCCACCUUCAUGAAAGAUCCAGAACGGCGGAAGCAGAUCCGCUUCAUGCCGUUGAAAACAGCGCUGAUUUUUCUGAUCUACUCGGCUUCCUGGCAUGUGCUCGUAUGCUGCUAUGCCAUCUUUCGGCAGAUCAGGCCAGAGGUGUAUGGCGCCGGCGCCAUAGUGGCUGCGAUGAUGUUCGGGCUUUGGGUUGUCAUGGGCCCUGUGGUCCUGUACCUUGAAAUGGGGAUGAUCGGUGACAUUGAGAAGCUCCCCGUGCAGCUUCGGAAUUUUCGUGUGCAAGAAGCGGACUGCUUCUGCUGCACACACGGGCAUCGGCAUCCCCAAACAGGGGAGAAGAUUCCAUGUGACCGCGAGCUUGUCUACAAGUCUCUGCAGAAGUGGUACGGCGAGGACUACCUGGAAACUUUCAACGGUCGAGUACGGACAUACCUGCCGAGGAGCCUCGUAUAUGGCACAGGUGGGUUUCUGCUCCCGAUCCGGUACGCUGUGUACACUGUGCUUGCUAGCAGCCUGCCGUACCUCGCAGAUCCUAUCUCAUCGUCAUUCACAGCGGCAUCGGAGCUGUCUGGGAUGGCACUUCUUGCCUGGGUGUUACGUGAAUUGGUCGAGUGGGGACUCGUUGGCCUGUGCAGCCUCUUGUCGGUGCGGCUCUCCUUGCCGCUAUGUCGAAUGGGUUUGCGACUCCAGAUGAGGAGGUGCACCACGGCCAUGAUCCUGGUCCCUGCAAUUUUCUUCAUCAUUCUGUUGGUAUGGGCUCCGGUCCGGAUCGUUUUGAGAUGGACGCCGCAGGAUACUAUUUGGCCCACGGCGGUUUGCGUAGUCUGGCUUGCUGCGGCCAUCUGUCUUUUCUUCCCACUCAGGAAGAAACCGAAGCCUGCGCUCGAAACCAAAGCUGUGCCCGCUCCGAAGGAAGCAGACCCAAAAGGGCCAACAUUCGACGAUCAAGAAUUCUUUGCGGUUUAA